Messenger RNA from Macrosiphum euphorbiae (potato aphid), 606 nucleotides. The record is from the annotation of a GenBank genome assembly. Lineage: Eukaryota; Metazoa; Arthropoda; Insecta; Hemiptera; Aphididae.
AUGGAUCUCUUUUGCGAAGAUAUAGAAAACGAACGUUUGCACUUUCCUAACUUAAAUACUGUUUUUGAUGACGCUGAAGAUAAUAAUGAUAUUGAUCUCAAUCAGUUCAUUAAUUUUAUAAAGAAACUUAAAUCUGAAUUUGAAGAUAGAUUUAUUGAUUUCAAAAAAAUUAAGAAUGUAGUGCAAAUUUUGAAUAAUUGUUUUUCAUUACAUCCCAACGGCGAAUGGAGUAGUGAAGCCACAAGCGUUUUUGGCUCUAAUAAAGCUGCCCUACAGAUGGAGAUAAUCGAAUUCCAGGAAGACAUGAGUUUAAAGGAAAAAUUUACUCAAGUCACCAACACUUUACAGUACGAUCAAUUCUGGAUGAAAUACGUUUGUUCAAGUAAAUACCCAGAACUAAAACGCCUGGUUUCAAAACUGUGUACAAUGUUUGGAUCAACAUAUGUUUGUGAAGCCGCUUUUUCUAAGAUGAACUUUAUUAAAAACAAUUUCAGAUCUCGGUUAACAGAUGAACAUCUUAACGAGUUAAUGCAAAUCAGUUGCACUAACUUCACUCCAAAUAUUAGGAAGCUCGUGAAAACUAAAAAAUGCAAUUUUUCACAUUAA